CAAAAAUAUAAAAUGGUUAAAUUUUCAGCUGAUACAGUAUUCACAGACACUUCAGAAUUAGAUAAAUUACUCUUUCAACAAGCACAACAAAGGAUAGCUGAAGAAAUCAAUGAAUUCAUUGAACAAUUUGAAACAAAAAAUGAUCUCAUGACUGUAGACUUAUUAGCGAAAACCUAUAGUCAAUUAACAACAUGUGAAACAAAACUCUCUAAUGCAACCAAACAAGCUGAUGAUAAUCAUCUAUCGUCAACAGUGACGAUUAAAACAGUAGCCAGCAAAACGCAACAAGUACAAGAUAUCCUUCAAAAUUUGCUGCAAACAGUAGAAGCUUGUCAGAAUCAAAAAAGAAACAGCCCCUUUUACAAAGAAAAGGAAGCUUAUUUAAAAAAGAAAGAAGAACGAAGGAAGCAGUUGGAAAAGGAAAUUAGAAAAGAAUCCGAUAAAUUAGAAGAAUUUUAUGCAAAGAAGACAAGGGAGUCAAUUUAUAACAAUAUUGUUGGAAUCCAUCAAUAAAGCAGAUACUUGCUAUAAAGAGGACUUCUUCUUUUAUGUAUGCUUUUAAAAGAAAAAAGAAAAAAAAA
Cokeromyces recurvatus is the source of this 581-nucleotide messenger RNA. RefSeq lists its product as uncharacterized. NCBI's taxonomy places the organism in Eukaryota, Fungi, Mucoromycota, Mucoromycetes, Mucorales, Mucoraceae. The coding region runs from base 13 to 513 and encodes 166 amino acids. The record is from RefSeq and is a predicted model, not a curated record. The transcript is spliced from 3 exons. Gene Ontology annotation, cellular component: BLOC-1 complex; transport vesicle.